AUGAGUACUCCACUACACGAAAAAACAGAAGAGAAAGAGAAUUUAAAGUUGGAUACAAAAGAAGCGGCAGCACGGUUUUGGCAAAAGUUUCAAGUGGAACGGGAAGCAAUAACCAACGAUAUCGCAUCACUUUCCAACACUACCACCACAUCCAUAAUUGCCAAACAAUGUGACAACAUUCUCGAACGUAUUAAUAAUCUCGAGAAAAAGUUGACGGAGGCUACAAUUUACUUGCCGUCGUAUGACCAACGACAAUUGAGUUCGCAAAUAAAAUCAAUGAUCGAUGAAUUAAAUAAGCAGCGUGCACGAUUAGCCCCAAAACAAAAAUUCUCUUUCAAAUCACGAAAAGCAUUUUUAACUGUGAAUUCAUAUUUAUCUUCAUCAGUUUCCUCAAGGAGAAUUGAUUUUCAACUCACCGAUCUAACAAAUUGUGUGGUGAAUUUAGUGAGUAAAAAAAUCUCUAUUGGUGCCAUACAUAUUAGAGGGUUGAAGAAUAGUGUGAUGCUUGUGGGUCCGGUUGGAAGCUCCGUUUUGAUUCACGAUUGUGAGCGAUGUGUGUUUGUUGUCGGUUGUCAUCAGUUUCGAAUGCAUACAUCGAAAAAAAUGACUAUUUACCUACAUGUAACUAGUCAUCCUAUUAUCGAAGAUUGUCAUGACAUUCAAUUCGCACCAUAUACACUUUCAAUUGAUGGAUUAGAUAAGAUGUUUGAAGCAGUAAAAUUAGAGUCAAACAUAAAUCACUACGAUAAAGUAGAAGACUUUAAUUGGCUCCGCCAACAAGCAUCACCUAAUUGGAAAUUAUUACCCGAGGAAAAAAUCCUUAAAGAUUGGCCUAACACGCUGCUGGUUUCUGUAGAUGGCGACGAAAAGUCAUCGGACAACAAUGGCAAUAAUGAUGAUAAUUUGUCUGAGGGUAUGGUCAAUCAUUUACUGAAGGAAAUUUUAGAGUAA
Messenger RNA from Ambispora gerdemannii, 951 nucleotides. Lineage: Eukaryota; Fungi; Glomeromycota; Glomeromycetes; Archaeosporales; Ambisporaceae. The record is from the annotation of a GenBank genome assembly.